Molecule: messenger RNA, 558 nt
Organism: Necator americanus (New World hookworm)
Lineage: Eukaryota; Metazoa; Nematoda; Chromadorea; Rhabditida; Ancylostomatidae
Exons: 3
Coding region: 1-558 (185 amino acids)
Source: RefSeq, a predicted model, not a curated record
AUGACGAUCUGUAAUUGUAACGCCCGAACGCAUGCAUCGGACGCGGCCAUUGAAGAUCUGGUGAUGCAAGACAGGAAGCUUAAAAGAAGAGGAGAGAAGGCCGUGAAGCUCAAAAAGCGAAGUCCUGGAGCCAUCAUCGACUGCCUCUUCGCUUUGCUGGUCGACUUUUGGGAAGAUACUACAAUGAACAACAUCGACAGCGAGAAUGAACGGCUCUUAAUACGACAACAAGGAGCUGCACGAGCUGCAGACAACCACGGACUCAAGUCCAAGAUCGCAAUUCUUUGCAGAGAGGCGAUAAAAGAAGACCUCAAAGAGGGAAGAGCAGAAGUGUUGGCUGAUGCUCCAGAGGAGGAAAAGAACGUUAGCUACGCUCAGCGGAUCUUCGCCAAUCCUAAAAAAAGUACGACAGCUCUGCGAAACUCAGAUGGCACCCAUUCACUUCUGCUCGGAUCUCUUCGACAACCACGUCCACUUGGAUGGUCACCAUUUGAGGAAAGAUGCACUUGUCAUACUAGAGGUCUCCUUCUGAAGUUCGAUAUGUUAUUUUAUCGGUGA